Molecule: messenger RNA, 4383 nt
Organism: Cordyceps militaris CM01
Lineage: Eukaryota; Fungi; Ascomycota; Sordariomycetes; Hypocreales; Cordycipitaceae
Product: polyA nuclease
Exons: 1
Coding region: 1-4383 (1460 amino acids)
Biological process (GO): endocytosis; endosomal transport
Cellular component (GO): plasma membrane; cytoplasm
Molecular function (GO): calcium ion binding; actin binding
Source: RefSeq, a predicted model, not a curated record
AUGUAUUCCAAUUUCGGACAGCAGCAGCAGCAGCCUGGCACCGGCCAGCAAUAUGGAGGGGGCUUCAACAACUUGGGCCAGCAGCAACAGCAGCAGCCCAGCCCUUUUGCAUCCCAGCCGACUGGCUAUGGCCAGCCGCAGCAGCAGCAGUUCACCGGAUACCCCAUGCAGACCCAGCCGACCGGUAUGCCGCAGCAGUCGCAGUCACAGCCGCUCCAGCAGCAGUACACGGGCUACCCCUCGCAAGGCUUCAACACGGGCGCCGCACCGCCGCCGCUGCCUUCGAUACCGAGCCAAUACCAGUCGCAGUUUCUGCAACAGCAAGCGCAGCCGCCGCAGCAGAACUUCCAGCCUGCGCACGCCACGGGCUUCUCCGCAUCACCGCAGCAGACUGCUGGACCUACGCAGCCGCCGCCCGCUUCUGUGAAACCCCAGGCUACUGGAUUCAGCCAGAUGGCUGCUUCGUUCAACAUGGGGGGUGGAUCCUCCCAUCCGCAGGAUACUCGGCCGGUCAAGACGAACAAAAUUCCCAACAUACGACUGUCGUUUAUCACCGCCAAGGACCAGGGACAGUUUGAAACUCUUUUCAAAUCGGCUGUGGGUGAGGGCUCCAGCACCAUGUCUGGCGAGCGCGCACGCGAUCUGCUUCUUCGCUCGAAGCUCGACGGUGACUCGCUCUCUCAUAUAUGGACGCUGUCGGAUACCACGAGGGCUGGGGAGCUGUACUUUCCCGAGUUUGCUCUGGCCAUGUACCUCUGCAAUCUGAGACUCUCUGGUAAGACACUGCCCCAGAUGCUGCCCGAAAAUGUCAGAAACGAAGUCUCGAGCAUGGUCGACAUUAUUGGUUUCAGCGUUGUUGACGAGUCUGGGGGCUCUUCUCUCGCUGCGACCAAUAAGCCGGAUUUCCAGUCCAACAGCCAGACCGCCGCCCAGCAAUCCCAGCCUCAGGCGUCCAACUCUCAGAUUCUGCAGUCGCAAAUGACAGGCUUCCCGACUCAGCAGACUGGCUUUGGCAACAUCCAAAGCAUGCAACCACACGCGACUGGCUUCCCUGGUGUGCAGAACCCCCAACCGACAGGUUAUGCCGGCCCCAGGCCACCAAUGCCGCCUAUGCCUACGGGCUACAACCAAAGCGGCAUGUCUAUGCCUUUGAAUGCGCAGCCAACCGGUGCACCAGGCCAGUGGGGUCUUGUUAACGCUCCAUUGUCUGGGUUACCUAAUAUUGAUGCUUUGCAGGCGCAAAUGAUGCCUCAGCAGGGCCGCGAGGGUGGUACAUUUACCACUCAAGGGCUUCAGGGCAAUGCCGUCAUCCCGUGGGCUAUUACCAAGGAAGAGAAGACACGAUACGAUACUCUUUUCCGAGCAUGGGACGGUUUUGGCAAAGGGCACAUUCUGGGCAGUCAGGCUAUUGAGAUUUUUGGCCAAAGCGGUCUCGAGAAGCCCGAUCUGGAGCGUGUCUGGACGCUGGCCGACCAUGGCAACAAGGGUCGUCUGGAUCUGGACGAAUUCGCUGUCGCCAUGCAUUUGAUUUACAGAAAGCUGAACGGCUACCCCAUUCCCAGUAACCUGCCUCCCGAGCUCGUUCCGCCCUCUACGCGCAACUUUAGCCGAUCGAUUGGCACGCUCAAGAAUAUGCUGCAUCAGGAGUCCAACUUCCGCAAGGACUCUGGCGCUGCUUUGCUGCCGCAAAAGACUGGCGUUAGCUACAUGAAGAACCGCUCGCUGCGUGGAAACAACUCUCCCACUACUGCUGGCCGCAAAGAUGCCACCGUAUUCCGAAAUGACGAUGAGAGCUUUGGUUACAAGUCUAGUGCUCGCCGUAGGGUUGGCAACAACGCUGGGGAGCGCUCUGAAUCGCCCUCGUCUGUUGGCUCCAACGAUGAGCUGAGUCUGGAACAGCUCCGAAAGAAGAUCAAGGAGAAGGAGGUCCUUCUCGAUGCCAUGGACUUCCAAGAUGAGAAGAACAUGGAAGAGGACGAUAUUCUUGACAGACGCGAUCGCCGCGAAUCGGAGGAGUUGUACCGCCGUAUCCGUCGUAUCCAGGGAGACAUUGAUGCUCAUCCCAAUGCGUCUUUGGCGGGCGGCGACUCUGAUGCUGAGAAACGCGCUCUGAAGCGUCAACUCCAGAACCUUCUUGACAAAGUGCCUGACCUGGCUUCGCAGGUUCGCAGGACUGAAAAGGCCAUCAUGGAUGCCAGACUUGAACUUUUCCGUCUCAAGGACGCCAAAGCGAACCCUGGUAGUGCUUCGAGCAUUGUUGGAACUGGCCCCGGUGGCAUUGUCACCGAAUCCGAUAGACUGAAGGCACGAGCCAAGGCCAUGAUGCAGCAGCGUACAGCUGCCCUGACUGGCAAGAAAGUUGACGUCCCGCUCACUGAUGACUCUGCCUCCAAGCGGCUAGAGGAAGAGAACAUCAAGGUGAAGAAUGAGAAGGAAAGCAACGAGAGAAUGGUCCGUGAUGUCGAAGAAAGCGUUGGCGAAUUUGCCCGCGGCAUUGAAGAUAACCUCAAAGACGGUGCCCGCGACAAGAGUAACGAGCACGAGAAGCGCCGGUGGGAGGAUGCACUGGGCGUCGAGGAUGAAGUUCGCGAUUUUAUCUUCGAUCUCCAGCGCGAGAGCCGUUCUUCCCGCGUUCGGUCCCAGGACAAGCGCACCACUCGAACCACGGCGGCUGAGCAGCCACGUCAGGAGCGUGCUGCUCCCGCCCCUACUCGAGUUGAAUCCCCGGCAUCAGCUUCACGAACCUCUACACCCCCCGCUGCUGGUGGUUCCUACGCUGCUUACAAAACACCUGAGGAGCGUUCCGCCUUCAUUCGGCAGCAGGCGGAGCAGCGCAUGGCUGAGCGUCUUGCUGCUCUUGGUAUCAAAGCUCCUUCCAAGCCGGGCGAGAGCGCGGCACAGCGCAUUGAACGCGAAAAGGCGGAGCGAGCAGCCAAGCUCAAGCAAGCCGAAGAGGAGGAUUCGCGCCGAGAGUCCGAACGUCGUGCUCGGUUGGCAGACGAGCAAGGCGUGCCCCCUCCAACUGCUGCAGAGACGCCUAAGCCCGCGCCCCCUCCUCCUCGAAAGGCACCCAAGGCCGAUGUUGUUGAGACCCAGGCAGCGGAAGAGAAGCUUGUCGAACAACAUCAACAGCAGCAGCAGGAAGCUAGAGACAUGCAGUAUGUACGACCAUCAAACAGCUUGAAGUGCAACACUAACAAGGAAUUUAGAAACACGGUGAAGGAGGAAGAAGAUGACUAUGCCAAGGAGCAGCAGGCCACCUCGGCACGCCUCAAGGCCUUGGAGGAGCAGGUGAAGCAGGGCAAGCUACGCAAGGAAGAGGAGAAGAAGAGGAAGAAGGCUGCUCUGGCCGAGGCCAAAGAGAAGGAGACUAAGCUGGCUGCCCGACGAGCAGAGGCGGAAGCUGCAAAGCAGAAGGAGCUGGAGCUGCAGCGCCAGUUGGAGGCCAUGGACGGUGACUCUUCGUCAGACGAUGAGGAUGGCCCGGAGCAAAUUACGCCCUUGGAGUCUUCCACGCGCAGCCUGGACGAGGAGCCCAAAUCUGCACCACCCCCACCUCCUGUGCCGGUCACCUCACCGCCGCCGACGAUAGUGACGUCGCCCCCCGCCGAGAGGGAGAGCAAGAACCCAUACAAGAAGAUGAUGUCGCACCCGUCCGAGGCCACGUCUCCUGCGACCACGUCGCCCGAGGCCGCUCCUGCGGCCGCCGUCGCCGUCGCCCCUCCCGUGCCCAAAGCUGCCACACCACAGGCCGAUGCUUCGACGAACCCCUUUCACCGCAUGACCCAGCAGGGCGGUGGUGCUGCUGCCGUUCCACCUCCUUCGCAGGCUCCCAUCUCGCGCAAGAGAGCCGACGACUCGGACGACUGGGGCUCGGACAGGGACGAGGACGAGGACGACUCGGAGGACGAGCGCCCAGGCGGUGGCAACGCGGCCCAGCUGGCGUCGAUCCUGUUUGGCACCAUGGCACCACCGCGGCCGCUUUCUGCGGCCGGCAGGGACUCUAAGCCGGCCAGCCCAGCGCCGGCCAGAGAGGCUCCCAUCGCGUCGCCCCCUCCCCCUCCCCCUCCCAUGACUUCCUCGGAUGCACCUUCUGGUCCGCCUCCGCCUCCUCCUCCUAUGCCUGGCAGCAGCGACUUGGGGGCACCCACUGGCGCACCGCCUCCGCCUCCUCCCAUGCCUGGCAUGGCAGCUCCUCCUCCGCCUCCUCCUCCGGCUGGCGGCGCACCACCGCCUCCACCGCCUCCCAGCGGUGCACCGCCCGCGGCGUCAUCAGUUGGUGCCCCCCCGUCGGGGUUCCUGGGCCAGAUCCAGGGCGGCUUGAAGUUGAAGAAGACACAGACCAAGGAGAGCUCUGGAUCAACAGUCGGGAAGGUUCUUUAG